Halichondria panicea is the source of this 1272-nucleotide messenger RNA. RefSeq lists its product as uncharacterized. Lineage: Eukaryota; Metazoa; Porifera; Demospongiae; Suberitida; Halichondriidae. The record is from RefSeq and is a predicted model, not a curated record. The transcript has a single exon. Bases 226 to 1182 code for a protein of 318 amino acids.
UCACCGAUACGACAUGCUACUGAAUUGUCUUCGAUUCUAAAGAGCAAAGAAGAGUACCAGAAACCAGUUUUGUUUGUGUACAGCGAUGGCGGACCAGACCAUCGAAUAACGUAUGUAUCCGUUCAGCUUUCUUUAAUAUGCUUAUUUCUAAGUCUCGAUUUGGAUUUCCUUUGUGCUGUGAGAACUGCUCCAUCGCACUCAUGGCGAAAUCCUGUGGAGAGGGUCAUGUCAACUCUGAACUUAGGACUGCAAUGUGUUGGGCUUAUGCGAGAGAAAGGAGACGAUGAAUUUGAGAAGGAAGCUUCCAAAUGCAAUAGUCUCACUUCUUUGCGGGAAACUGCCAAGAAAGACCCAAACUUUAAGUCAGCUGCUAUAGACAGCUUGUCUCAUGUAAAGUCGCUUCUUGUUCAAGUGCUACGCAGACUGAAACUGAAAGACAAGACCUUUACUCCAUUUUUUCCUGCUUCUGAAAUUGAUAUUGACACUCUCUGGAAUGAAGCUAUACGUGUAGAUUCAACCCUCAACAGAGAAGAGUCCAUAACAACCAAAAAGCUACCUGGAAAGAAAGACCUGAACGCUUUUCUACAGCAUUGCUGUACUCGAAGACAUUACUCAUUUCAAAUAAAGAAAUGUGGUUCCGAUAGCUGUACUAUUUGUCGACCUCCAAGGCUUCCUAAGCAAGUGUUCAAUAGUCUCAGUGUACUACCUGACCCUGUUCCAACUGAAGACGGCCACUACAAGUCAUUUGAGGAGUUACUUGGUACACCCACUGAUGGUAGCUUCAGACCCUCUCUUCAAAAAGUAAAGAAGACACUGCCUUUUUCAGCCAGCAUUCAACACGUUAAGAACGUUGAUAUGAUGUUGCAAUGUGAAGAAUGUUCAAUGUGGAGGCUGCUUUACAGUCGGUGUAAGCUAACACGUCAAGAAAAAGUCGAUCUUAAUGAUGCUGUAGAAGACCUGGCAUUUACAUGCGGAGCACCAAUACAAGACCUUCAUCUGCCUGGUCGCCUAAAUGAUGUGUAUACAAGACAAAUACAUUGUGAAGAGCCAAUCGAAAAACUGUACUAUACAGCCAAGUAUACUCCUAUUUGUAUAUACUGUGCCCAAAAUGUGGACGAUGUGCCAGCAGACCAGUACCCUCAGUGUUGUUUGUGCAAAGACAAACCAAUAAUCAGAAAGUAAUUUUAUAUGUUUUCAGUGUAAUUAUAAUUUUAUUCAUGAGACAUUUUUGUGGUUAUUGUAUAAUGAGAUUCAUAAAAAUAAUGUUUUUGA